ACCAUCAUCCCCGGCCCCACAGGAAAAACAAGUAUGGCAGGUGAAGGUGGGCAGGUGAUGGGGGACUCCCCUUCUCGUCUCAGCCGAUUUCUGGCUGCAGUCUUUUAUGGAUUAUCUUCAAUUUUGAUAGUUUUCAUCAAUAAAUCGGUCCUGACAACAUACAAAUUUCCUUCAUUUCAAAUGGUUGGCUUAGGCCAGAUGCUGUCAACAAUUGUCAUUCUGUUCUUAGGUAAAAGUUUGGGUAUCAUCCACUUCCCUGACUGGAACUGGCAGAUCCCAAGAAAGAUAUGGCCGUUACCUCUCAUCUACAUCUUGAAUCUUGUGUUUGGUUUAGGAAGCACAAAACGUCUCAACCUUCCUAUGUUCACAGUGCUCAGGAGAUUUUCUAUAUUAUUCACUAUGAUAGCAGAAUUUUUAAUUUUGGGAGUACGAGCUUCGACAAGAGUACAAGUAGUUGUUGUUUCUAUGAUAAUUGGAGCCAUCAUUGCAGCCAGCGAUGACUUGGCCUUUGAUGCAUUAGGGUAUUUCUUUAUUCUAACCAACGAUGUCUUCACAGCCGCUAAUGGUGUAGUCAUGAAGAAGAAACUCAAUUCUAAGGAGCUGGGUAAGUAUGGUAUCCUCUACUACAAUGCAGUCUUUAUGAUUCUUCCGACUCUGGCCGUCUCCUACUUCACUGGUGAUCUAGACAAGGCUAUGGAGUUUCAACACUGGAAUGACAAUACAUUUGCAUUGUUAUUCUUUCUCUCUUGUGUCAUGGGAUUUGUAUUGAUGUAUUCCAUUGUAUUAUGUACUGGUCUCAACUCAGCUUUAACUACAACCAUUGUGGGAUGUCUAAAGAACUUGUGUGUGACGUAUGCAGGGAUGUUUAUAGGAGGGGAUUAUAUAUUCAGCUGGACAAACUUCAUAGGCCUCAACAUCAGUGUGUUUGGAAGUAUAGUAUACUCAUACAUCACAUUCAUCGAGAAGCAACCUCCAGCUAAAGUGGACCAGACAGCCCAGAAUGGAAAUGUUGAGAGUGGGGUGGCUAAAAUGUGAUCCAGACUGGGCCAGACCAUCUUUACUCCUGGUCUAUCUGUAAAUGUAUGAAGUUAACAGAAGUAGCAAGAAAUAGUCAGGCAGGACCAGCCAAAAUGUGAUUCUAGCGGGACCAAUCCAUCUUCGGACCUGGUCUAUCACUAAAUGUAUGGACUUACAGCACUAGCAUGGAAUAUUUGAAGCAGGACCAGCCAUUCUAGACCAGUCCACCUUUGCAUCUGGUCUACCAGUAGAUGCACGGACGUACAAUCCAGCUGGACCAACUUUUCUAGACCUGGUAUAUUGCGGCCGGACUACCAGCCCACUUUAGAUUUAGUCUAUUGAUGGAAGAAUGGACCUACAGCAUUUUUUUCGAGGAAUAUACCAGUUUCGUCUGUGAUGAAAUGUGGAAUUGCUUAUGAAAAGCUGCUUGCUGGAAUCCUGCAGGAAGGUCAUGGCUCUUACUUUUUGACAGAUUUACAAGAAGAAUUUUUAUAUGGGUUGUUAGUUUCAUGAAAGUUUUUCAAUCAAUAUGCAAUUUUUAAUGAAAGCUUUUACAGUGUAUGUAUAUAAGAAAUGGCUGAAAAGGUGACAGAUUUAUUUAAUAUGUUUAUAACAUGUGUGUGUGCAAGUGUACAUAGCCUUUGUAUAUCAUGUGAAUUAUAGUAAAUCAAUUAUAGACCUUAUGCAUGAGACUUCAUAAUCUCAUAGCGCCCUCCCUCAGAGGAUAUAGGAAUACAUGUAAAAGGAGUUGUCAGAGAUAGGCCAGCUGCAGAUCACCAAGUCAAUGGCUUAAGUGUAGCCUUGAAGAUGUUGGCAGGAUGACGUCUAUCCAUUAGGUCUAUUAUCAUAAUUUAUUCAGAUAAGAUUAAUUCAGAUUUUCUAUACUUCAAAUACAUGUAUUUUUCUACAGUGGAAUUUUGUAUUUGUGUUAAUAGUGCAUAUGUUUGGCUAUUAGAAGUAAUAAUGUGGUAUGGAAGUUAUUUCACUUCGCAACUUUGCAGAGAAAUAAAGUGAGUCUAAAGAAAUGAUGAAUCUUAUUUUAUUUCAAGGAUGUGAAGAUUCCUAUUCAUCAGUUUCACUGUUUUCAUAAUUGAUACCAGUAAAUGAACUGUACUGUAGUAAGUGAUGUUAUUUUUAUCCGUUUUAUAGGCUGAAAUACUUGUGCUAGCAGUGGGUGUACAUUUUAGCAAUAGCAUUCUUAACUUCCUACUUCCUGCCAAGUGCAACUUGUUCUUAUUUGUAUGUAAUGAACGUCAUGUGCUUUUAAACAUUAC
Molecule: messenger RNA, 2291 nt
Organism: Lytechinus variegatus (green sea urchin)
Lineage: Eukaryota; Metazoa; Echinodermata; Echinoidea; Temnopleuroida; Toxopneustidae
Gene: slc35d1
Product: UDP-glucuronic acid/UDP-N-acetylgalactosamine transporter-like
Exons: 11
Coding region: 34-1035 (333 amino acids)
Cellular component (GO): Golgi apparatus
Molecular function (GO): GDP-fucose transmembrane transporter activity; antiporter activity
Source: RefSeq, a predicted model, not a curated record